AUGGAAAAUUAUAUCAAAAUAAACGACACGCUAUUUGUGGACCUGAAUAGCUACCAUGAGCAGGUAGACGAAACGGAAGACUUAAACAUUUUCGACGCCAACCAUGUGGAAGGAGGUGCAAUUUUCCAACAUGACGCGGAAACGAGCUGUAAAGUUGAAAUAAAACGCUAUGUGGACAUUUUUGUCGAGCUUGUAAAGGAUAAACAUGUCAGUUAUGAUAUUUCUAAAAAGUUUAAGGACAGCAACUUAGACAUUGUUAGGAUAAUUCAAGCUAUUAAUAAUUCCCAUUUGAAAGAGGAGGAGGAAUUCCAUUUCACAAGGUUGAUGAUGAUUAUAUGUUUGAAAAAUUAUAUUUCUCAUUACGUAAAUAAAUAUCUAAAGAGUAUCAUAAAGGAUUAUGAGAGGAAUAAGUACAAAAAAGAAGUAAAAAACUUCAACUGUUUGAUAUAUAGCAAAGGCAGUGAGGAGAUAUGCAAGGACACGUGGAGUAGCGGCCACCAGGAAUGGGAAGACAAUACUUAUUCAGACAAUGCAGGUGCCAACUUUCUGUUCAUUAAAUUUUUAAGUGAAGAUAUUUCCAAAAAUUUUGCCUUGCUCGAAAAUGGCGAAAAUGUCUCGAAACAUAUUAGCGAGAAAGAAUGGGCAUAUUUGAAGGAGAAAAUUUUGCUCCUAAUAAAAAAUUCGUGUGUAAUUAACCGUAAUGAGGACAAAAAGUUUUCCACCUUGUUGGAGUUCAUUGACAAAAAUAUGUAUAGAUCUUUUAAAAGGCACAAAAGCAUCGUAGAAAUGAAGAAGUUUAACAUAUGCUUAUAUUUCAUUGACGUAUUUUUUAACCUAUUUUUGAUAGAUUACCCCUUCAAGUGGGGAAAUUUACUGGGCGAUAUUUUCAGCACCUUUAAUUUUAUUUCUAUUUAUAGUGGUAGCGACUUGGUGAAUGUGAUAAACGGUGACUACAACUCGACGUUGAGUUGCCUAACCGAUUUGAUGAAGUGUCGUGGUGCGUCUAGCCAAAUGGAGAAUAUGAAAGAAGGGGGGAAUAACGGAGAAAGCAACACCCACCGGGUGGUCAUACACUUUCAAAACUUCUACUCCCUCAUGUUUUUAAUGAACAAAAUGGUGAAGAAGUACAUCCCCAGGACACAGAACAACAAUUCGUAUUCUGUGCUAUAUCACAACUACUUCAUCUCGCAUAUAAACAGUAGCAAUAAGGACUUCCUAGAAAAGGGAGAAUACAGCGCUUUAAAAAUACCAUGUGAAAAUUUGUUAGCAGGGUUUAAGGACAUAAUAAGGAUAUUCUUCCCCAUUUUUAACCGACUUCUAUGUACUUUGUUGAAUUAUGUGGAUAGUAUAUAUGUCGCAUUUAUGGUGAAGAGGAUCGUGAAGUUUUUAUAUAAAACUUUGCUAUGCCAUUUUAGCAGCUUGCCAGAGGAGUUAAUCCAGAACGAACUUGAAAUAUUAUUCACAAAUAUAGGGAACAUAUUAGACAUUGAUUUGGAUGCUUACGUUCAUAAACUUUAUUUUGCUAACACGGGUGAGUCGUCUGCCAAGGGGUCAAUAUCGGUUGCCAAAAUAACGGAAGAAACUUCUUAUGAAAAUUUAAGCGAACUUAUCAAUAACAAAGAUCACAAUGUAGAUAGGCUAUUCUUAAUCAUCUUGCUGAAGUCGAAAAAGUGGUGCUUAAAAAUUUUAAAUAUGUUUUUGUACAGAUCCAUUUAUUUCGACGAAAUGAAUGAGACGUGGAAAUCGCUGCUAAAACAGUUCGAAAAUAAGUACAUAAUAUUCCUUGAAAAAAUUUCCCUUCUCAUUUUGAAAGCUAUUAUCAAUACGAAUUACACGGAGGAGGAAAGAAUGCACUACGACAAAUUGAUCUGCUACAUUAGAUACGUGGUAGACUUUACUGACUACUUGAAUUUCGCGGAUAAAUGUUUAUCUUUGUCGCUAAACUAUCUGUGCAUGAUAGUUUCCUUUGACCAUCUGCAGGUGUUCGUGAAGCAGAACAUUUUGAGCGAGGCGUUUUUAGGCUGUCUCUUCGUCCACAUUGGCAGUAGUUCCCACGUGGAGUGCGUCGACAAUUUCUUCACGAACGGAUCUCCGCAAAAGGAAGAAAGCCUGCUAUUUGACAAUCUAAAGUUCGAGAGGUACAUCAUUUGCUUCCAGAAAAUCCCGCUGUUCGGAAAGUACCUGUCUGACUAUUACGACGACACGAAAUCGAAGAACGUGUUGAAGAAGUAUGUCAAUUACAUCAUUUUUCUGUUUUGCGAGUUGUUGGAUAAGUAUUUUUACGACGUGAUAUUUUACUUAGACGCAAAUGUGAAGGAGCACUUGCGAACUUGUUUAGUUAUCCAGAACGAGUACAUGCACGUGCUUUACCCAGACAUGUUUGUGAAGAAGGAGAUGGACUUCUCCAACGACGUCGUGGAGAUUAGCUGCUACAAAAAGAGCGACCUUUUAAUUAACGCAGAGAUGUGCAUGAGAACAAAGAAUCACAACAUUUACAUAAAUAGUGUGUUUUCCUGCAUUUCUGAGAUUAUUCAGAAGCACAUGAAGGAAAAUGACAUGCAGGACAAGGUGGACCUUUCGUUGUUUUCUUUAUUAAACAGUGACACAUUUAACAGCCUGAUUUUUAUCAUUAAGAAUUUGCCCCUUUAUAAAUAUUCGCAGGAGGAACUCAUUUUCAAAGAUCUGUACAGCAUGCAGAAUAAGCACAACUUAAACUUGAGCUGCCUGAUCAUGAACGACAUAAAUUUGUACAAGUACUUUUCCCUGUUUAUGUUUUUAGUGUAUUACAAAUGGGCGUUUAUUAUGAAGGUACUGCGGGGUGUUAUAGAUGAGGGGGUGUUACUGGGGGGGGUUGGUACUCCCACCUGUGUCACUUCCCAUACGAAUUCCAUGCCUUCCAUGGCCCCCACUUUUUCUGGCACCCCCCUCGACCAGCAUGAUGGCAGAACAACUCGCGAAAGGGAAGACUUAACAAUCGACGACUACAUCGAGGAGUACUGCAAAAACAAGAAGAAGUACAAACUGCACCUUAGUAGUGAUGAAAAGGAGAUCGAAAAGUUUGACCAAAUUGUGACCGACUUUAAGAUCAGGGAUAAGUCCUUCUUCCUUAACUACAUGCUGGUGAAUAUAUUUCACCCCUACUCGAAUAACCUGAAGAGAGUAAUCAUGUGGAUGUUAAAGGAAUACAGCAGCAUGACCAGGUUCAGCGAAAACGUUUUGCAGUUCUUCUUUUACCUCUGCUUCAUAAAUCUGUUCUAUUUUGAGAAGCAUUUAAAAUUCAAAUCAUUCGAUACGCUUAUUAAUUUAAUGUACAAGUAUGGGAUUCCCAGGCAAAUUUUCUACAAUGACUUUAGAGAAAUUUUCACAUUUUUAUUUUUCCAACUGUUAAUUUUGUUCAUAAAGAAUGAAUCCAAUUCGUGUGACAAUGAGUUUUAUGAAGACAACGUGAACGUCCUUCUGACUCAGAAUCAUGAGAAGAGAUACUUUUUCAGCUACCUAAGGGGGGAAGAUAACCCCCUUUGUGACUACACCUCCGAUAAGAUAAAUAUGUGGAGCAGUUAUCUGUACAACCAAGUGAACUGCUUCACAGACUUUUUUAUCAAUGACGUGUUGUAUCAUAAUUUUCAAUACUAUAUAGAAAAAAUGGAGGUGAGGAAUUUAAACCAGUUCUUAAAUUUUGUAUCACUAUAUUACCAAAACGAGAUUAACAACAACAUUUUUUUGUUUAUCAAUUUGCUGAACGAGUCUUUGUUGGACACCACUUCGUCGUCCAUAUCUGGUAGCGAGAAGGAGCAUUCAUCCUUUUUGAGGGCCUUGAAGUUUUUUUCCUUUUUUCUGGAACAUUACAAAAACGCUAGCAGUACACAGGAUGUCCUCAUAAUAAAAGUACUAGAGGGCGAAAAAUUCAUCGCCUAUUUUAAAAAUAUAGUGAGGACGGUGAAGAAGAAUCAGGUGUGUGAGGAAAUACUAAACGAGAUAUACUACAUACUACACAUUUUUACGAAGAAUUCUUUAUUCAAUUAUAAAAUAUUUUGGUUUUAUUUUUUGUACUCUGUGGCGUCUAUUUCGAAGAGCUUGAAUGUAUUUCAGCUGAGGGAAGUAACCAAGUUGGAAAAGGUAGCGAACAUUCCUGUGUACCUGUUUCAAUUUUUCAGCAAUGUGAUAAGGAGGGAUGUUCUUUACUUCUUCUUCACUUUGGCGGAAAAGAAUCCAUUCAGUGUUAAUUGUUUGAAUAUUUCUCUGGUAGAAAUUUUUCGAAAAAUUAGUUUGCUGCUAAUUCUUCUGUCAGAGAAGAACUUGAAUGAACAGCAUUUUUGCAACAAUAGUACAUUGCACAUAUGUGGGUUGUAUUUGUAUAAUAAUUUGCUCUUCUACCUGUUUAUGCUGCUCGGUAAGAAUAAAAUAUUUUUUACCUACCUAUUUUGGGGCAAAUUGCGCAGAUCGUACGAGCUGCUUCAGGAGGAGGACGGUGCACAGCUUAGCGACAUGGACGAUGUCGUUUCGAAUUAUUCAUUUAGUAAGUUUGACGAAAUGAGUGGCGCCAGCAGGGAUUGCAACAAUGGUGAGUUUGUUUUUCUGGACGAUGACUUUUUGGGAGGGAAUUGCACGGAAGGGGUGAGUCAUGGUGCGGACAACGGUGAGGACGACGCGUCGGAGGAUGACCCAGAUGCUGAUGAAGGCGGGGGCGUAUACGUCGAGGUGAACGAGGAGGAAAAUGAAAAAAAUCCACACACAAGUGAAGACACCAUGCAAAACUACUCAAAUAAGAACACGAAGAGCCUUUCGAGCGACAUCUCAUUUCGCAGAAGCGAACUGAACGACAGCAUGUACGAGACGGAGACGAAUGGCGAAAGUUGGAAAGGGGAAGUUCUCUUCUACAAGGAGAUGAAAAACUAUUUCCUUAACAAAAAGAAGAAGUUAAAACGUAGGAGGAAGAAAAAGAAUAAGGAAAGUACUAUGAAAAGGAAUACAAAUGAAUGGAGUAAUCCCAAUGGUGGUGGGGGCACCACCAAGAACGUACAUAGCAAUGGCUCCUCUCAGGGGAACACCAACUGCGGGGAUGUAAACCAAAGUAGGGAAAAUAAAAUUGUUAAGUUACUAAACACAGUUUAUUUUAACAUAUUUCUUUUGAAGGACAAAAAGAGGGAACACAUAAAAAUGUUACUAAAAACGCUGAAAUUUAUAAAUGAUAAUUUGGUUCUGAACGAUUCCGAGAAUGAAUACCACAAGUACACAAUGUUGCUGAUGUUACAGAAGAAGAGGUACAUUUAUCAGUCCCUCUCUCUGUACAUUUUUAUGGACAUACAGGAUUUGUUCACCAUUCUGGUAAGUGAAAAUAUAUUGGGCUCCAUCAUCGAUGAGUGGUUAAAUGAUAUAUUUUAUAUCUACCAAAAUUCAGACGACUUGAAAUAUUUCAUUUUUGCCUUUUCGAACAUGUUGAUAUAUCUGUGUAUGUAUGAGCAGAAAAAGAGGGAGUCGGGUGAUUGCGCUGUCGGGGUUGAAGAGGAGGAGAAGGGUUUUCCUUUCCUCAAAAGUGCCAGCACUAUCAACAGUAGCAUGAACAACUUUGACACAAUUUUGAGAGAAAUAAAAUUGGAGUUUUUCGAUGAAUAUGCCAUAGCACAGCUGAAGGAAAGACUACCUCGAAUUAUCAACGCUGUGGUGAAUGUCUUUUUGAUUCUUCCUAUACCGUAUGAGGAAAACGUGAAAGUGUUUAAGAAAAAUAUACUUCGCAGAUUAGCCCCGAUCUGUGGUGAAGGAGACAACAUCGAAAAUAAUAAUUUGCUAAAAUUUAACAGUGAUAACAGCGCUACGGAUAAUUUGAGCGCGACUUUCAAGGAAAUCCAUUUCAGUGAUUUGCUCCAGAAUAUUGAAUUCAUGCAUUUGAAUAAGUACGAACAGAAGUUUUACGAGAGAAACCAAAAUUCAUUAAAAUUUUCGUACGACAAUGUGGUUCAUAUUAACAAAUCGGAGGACUUAAUCCUUUACGAUAAAAAAAUAUCAAUAAACUAUUAUUUCCAGAGUAGCAUACAUGACGAUUUUGUGAAUAGGCUCGUUUCCGAGUGUAAUGAUGAGCAUUUUAAAAUAGCUCUGUACGCACGGAAAGCCUUUUCCUUACUGAAUCAGGAGUUUUUUUCGAAUGAUGAUUUGAUCGGCAUUCUUGGAUGUUCUGAUAAGUAUUACAACUUUGUGAAUAUCAUUCGGAUGGACAUAUGA
Molecule: messenger RNA, 6216 nt
Organism: Plasmodium coatneyi
Lineage: Eukaryota; Apicomplexa; Aconoidasida; Haemosporida; Plasmodiidae
Exons: 2
Coding region: 1-6216 (2071 amino acids)
Source: RefSeq, a predicted model, not a curated record